AUGGGGAGCUUAAAGAGCAAUGGCAUCUCUAGCACCAAUCAGCAACUGUCUUCACCGACGGCGUCGGUGUCGGAAUCCAACGCGGUUGCCUCCUUUGAGCCGGAGACCAACAACCAGACCACCUUCCAAGGGCUCAAGUACGACGUGGACAUCGACGUCGAGAUCCAGUCGCCAGAUAUCUCCUUAUGGGAGUCCUUGUUUGCCGACCAGAUCGAUUCAGGCACUGACUUCAUGAUCUCCUCCCCGAGGAGAGACUUCAUGAUCUCCUCCCCGAGGAGAGACUUCAUGGUCUUUUCCCCUAGGAGAGACUACAUGAUCUCUCCUAAGAGGGACUACAUGAUCUCUUCCCCUAAGAGGGAUUACAUGGUCUCUUCUCCAAAGAGGGACUGCCUGAUCUCUUCUCCUAAGAGGGAGGAGUACAUGGUGUCAUCACCUAGGAGAACAGGCAUCAGCUCCAUCUACAGUACUCAUCAUAGCAGUAACGGCUACGUGCAUGGGAUGCAUGGGCUCUAUGGAUGCACCUCGCCUCCAUAUAACUCAUCCAACCAUAGCAAAGGGAAGUCACAGAGCCCACUCCACAAGGUCUUUAACAGCUUUUCUUCUCCAUAUUCUUCUUCCACUCAGUUUGCUCAUGGAGAGUGCCUCGCCCUGCCGGCGAUGGACGCAUUCUUGGAUGAGUACGGUAGGGAGAACUACAGCACGUAUACAUCAUCAUUGAAUGGCACAGGGGGGAUCGAGUGCUCUUCAGAGCCCCUUGAGAUGCCACCAACAACGACACUGCCAUCGCUGCUGGACUGCUUGACAGUGGAGUCAAGAUAUGGAGAUGGUGUGGGUGAAAAGAUGGCCGGAGGGCUGCAGAUCAGUGGAGAGGGGGAUUUGUAUCAGAUGAGUCAGUUUGGGGUUGGGGGAGCGGCACAGCAGCAAGGCCAGCAGCAGCAAGGGAGGGAUAUUGAUCAUGGAUUGCUUGGAUCAGUGAGUAAGACUGAGUUGGUAGAAUCUUCAUACCAUGGCUUGUUGAGUGGCCCUAUAAUACCUUCGGAGUCGGAGCAGGAACAAGACAGUGGGUUGCAGCUGGUGCACCUCCUCCUGGCGUGUGCCGAGGCGGUGGCCAAGGACGACUACCUCGCCGCCCGGCGCUACCUCCACCACCUGAACAGCGUCGUCUCCCCACUCGGCGACUCCAUGCAGCGCGUUGCCUCCUGCUUCGCCGACGCCCUCGCCGCCCGCAUCUCUCCCUCUCCCUCCUCCUCCUCCUCCCCCAGGCCCUGGUUCCCCACCCUCGACACUCUCAAGAUCUACCAGAUCCUCUACCAGGCCUGCCCCUACAUCAAAUUCGCCCACUUCACCGCCAACCAGGCCAUCUUCGAGGCCUUCGAGUCCGAGGACCGCGUCCACGUCGUCGACCUCGACAUCGUCCAAGGCUACCAAUGGCCCGCCUUCCUCCAAGCGCUCGCCGCCCGCCCGGGGGGGCCGCCAGCCCUCCGCAUCACCGGCGUCGGCCACCCGGCCGAGUCGGUCCGCCAGACGGGCCGCCACCUCGCCGAGCUCGCCCACUCCAUCCGCGUGCCCUUCGAGUUCCACCCCGCGGUCGCCGACCGCCUCGAGGACCUCCUCCCAGGCAUGCUCCACCGCCGCAUCGGCGAGGCCCUGGCCGUCAACGCCGUAUGCCGCCUCCACCGCGUCCCCGGCGCCCACCUCGGCCAGCUCCUCUCCAUGAUUCGCGACCAGGCGCCCAAAAUCGUCACUCUAGUGGAACACGAAGCCAGCCACAAUGGGCCUUACUUCUUGGGGAGGUUCUUGGAGGCAUUGCACUAUUACUCGGCAAUAUUCGACUCGUUGGACGCUACUUUUCCGGCGGAUUCGGCGGCGAGGGCGAAGGUGGAGCAGUACAUCUUCGCGCCGGAGAUCAAGAACAUCGUGGCGAGCGAGGGAGCGGAGAGGGUGGCGAGGCAUGAGAGGCUGGGGAGGUGGAGGAAGGUGAUGGAGGGGAGAGGAUUCAAGGGGGUGGCGUUGAGUGCUAACUCCGUUAACCAGAGCCGUAUAUUGUUGGGAUUGUAUGCCUGCGAUGGGUAUAGGUUGACGGAGGACAAUGGGUGCUUGUUGUUGGGGUGGCAGGACAGGGCAAUCAUCGCCGCUUCGGCGUGGAGGUGUUGAUGGGGAUCGAUGGGUCUUGGAUUUGGAGGUCGUGGUGUUUUUGCCUGCGUGUGCUUGGGUUUGGUCUCUCGUGGUAUGGCCAUGAAUAAGAGCUCAGACGAGGGAUUAAGUAGGUAGAUGAAAUAAUAAGGUAUACGGUUGAACUUAUGGUAUAUAUUGUAUGUAGAUAAAGUUAAUUAUAUGUAUGAUGAUGAUGCAGUUAUUUUUAGAGUAGGUUGGCAGGAAGGAGAAAUUAUACUCUACACCGAUCGGGUGCACCAAGCUUAGAAUGCAUAACGCCAAUCAAAUCUUUCGUUCCUGUGGAUCCCAUUACACCACUAACAUAUAUGGUGCACCUGAUGUAAGGUAUAAUUUCUCAAGAAGUAUGAUGAUUUGCUAUGAUCUCAGUCUAAACAACUGUGAGAAUAGGCCUGUAUUGGAUUGGAGUCGUCAAGCCCAACCGACUUCAGCUCAUAG
Molecule: messenger RNA, 2610 nt
Organism: Phoenix dactylifera (date palm)
Lineage: Eukaryota; Viridiplantae; Streptophyta; Magnoliopsida; Arecales; Arecaceae
Source: RefSeq, a predicted model, not a curated record